Molecule: messenger RNA, 438 nt
Organism: Laccaria bicolor S238N-H82
Lineage: Eukaryota; Fungi; Basidiomycota; Agaricomycetes; Agaricales; Hydnangiaceae
Exons: 5
Coding region: 1-438 (145 amino acids)
Source: RefSeq, a predicted model, not a curated record
AUGAAGCGCCCAAGUUGUCGAAAAGCACGUUAUACGAGUCCGGCUGUGAGCGUAGUAAAAAUCGAUGAAAAGGUGACUACUACAGAACUUUCUCCCACCGCCGCCGUCGAUAAUGGAAUUAUGCGUCAAUCGGAUACAAUUUUCACUAAUCAAUUCACGAGGGACAUAGGAAAGAUUCGCUACAUGAUCUUUGAGCUCUACGAGAGGAAGCUCAUGACGUAUGGCGGAUUUUUUCAAGAGAUGAAGGCCGUUUGGGAGGGUCUCUCACUCGAGAUUAAUGAGUGCAUCCGCGAUGUUGAUGCCCUAGAAUGGAACCUUGAAUGGAAGGCUGUGAAAAGUCCUGUGUCCGUUCAAAAUUUCCAUGGCAUUUCCAGCAUAUUAGAAUAUAUAUGCUGGCAUCCUGGCGAGGGUCAUGUCGUAGUAACUUCUAUGGUCUGA